Messenger RNA from Helicoverpa zea (corn earworm), 1822 nucleotides. It is a transcript of the gene xit, whose product is annotated as probable dolichyl pyrophosphate Glc1Man9GlcNAc2 alpha-1,3-glucosyltransferase. Bases 221 to 1813 code for a protein of 530 amino acids. Gene Ontology annotation, molecular function: dolichyl pyrophosphate Glc1Man9GlcNAc2 alpha-1,3-glucosyltransferase activity. The record is from RefSeq and is a predicted model, not a curated record. NCBI's taxonomy places the organism in Eukaryota, Metazoa, Arthropoda, Insecta, Lepidoptera, Noctuidae. The transcript is spliced from 8 exons. Gene Ontology annotation, biological process: protein N-linked glycosylation. Gene Ontology annotation, cellular component: endoplasmic reticulum membrane.
AUGUCAACAAAUAGCUAAAUGACGUCCGAUUCCGAUCCGAUUUUUGCUGGCAUGGCAAUCGAAUGUUUACCAUUAAAUGUAAGAAAUAUUAACUCCCGGAACUCCAGCAUUUAUAAACAAAUGGACUCGCAUCUAUGUACCACUUCGUAUUAAGACAACGUUGCAGUUUUGGCGGAUUUCAUGUGAAUUUUGUGGAAUUUAGACUGCCGGCUUGUUUACAAUGAUUUCUCAGAUAGUUGUGAUUGUUACGACUGUUAAAUUGCUAUUUAUUCCACUCUAUCAUUCUACAGACUUUGAAGUGCACAGAAAUUGGCUGGCAAUAACACACAACCUAACUUUAGACAAGUGGUACUAUGAUGAGACUUCAGAAUGGACACUGGAUUACCCGCCAUUCUUUGCAUGGCUGGAAUUUGUUUUAUCAUUCAUAGCUAAAUAUUUUGAUCCGCAAAUGUUAUACUUAACUAAUUUAAAUUAUAAAUCUGAUAUGACUAUUCUGUUUCAAAGAUUAUCAGUUAUUGUACUGGAUUUUGUUUAUAUCUAUAGUGUAAAAAGGUUGUCAGGUUUUAUUGGUGAUGGCAAACUUCUAGUUUUCAUAUUACUGAUGACUUGUCCUGGUUUGCUGAUGGUAGACCACAUACACUUCCAAUAUAACGGGUUGCUGUUUGGGAUACUCCUUUAUUCCACUUCACAUAUCAUAGAAAAUAAUUAUCUAACAGCAGCAUUUUGGUUUGCAGUGCUAUUAAAUAUGAAGCACAUAUUUUUGUACAUAGCUCCUGUUUACAUUGUGUACUUAUUCAGGGCAUAUUGCUUUACAAUAUCUUCAGUGGACGGCGUCCAUACUCCAUGGUACUCAUUCUCCCUGAUGAACCUAUUCAAACUGGCAUUUACAGUUAUUUCUGUAUUUGGACUUUCUUUUGGACCUUUUCUAAAUCAUCUUCCUCAGAUCUUAUCAAGAUUGUUCCCAUUUAAAAGAGGAUUAUGUCACGCUUACUGGGCACCUAACUUUUGGGCAUUAUACAGUUUUACCGAUAAAGUUUUGGCGAAUAUAGUGACUAAAGCGGGACUAUACAGAAUACCAAAAACAGAGGCAUCAAUGACUGGAGGUCUUGUUCAGCAGUAUGAUCAUGCAGUAUUGCCAUCAAUCACUCCAACUAUGACAAUUGUGCUGACUGUGGUCGCAAUGUUGCCAGCACUUGUCAAACUGUGGCAUUUGUGUGCUGACAGGAGAUAUAGGGUGUUAAGUUUUGUAAGGUGCAUGGUGAUUUGCGCGGCGUGUUCGUUUUUGUUUGGCUGGCACGUUCAUGAAAAGGCCAUUCUGAUGAUAUUGAUACCAUUGAGCUUCCUGUCAGUGUUGGGCGACGUGGAUGGAAGGCAAUUCUUAAUUCUAACAACAGUCGGGAACUACUCACUGUUCCCACUGCUCUACCCAAAGAAUUUAUUUUCUAUUAAGUUUUUUAUAUUAUUAACUCAUGUAGCUUUAGCUUUUGUUAACAUUCGUACUUUAUACGAACCCGCGAAGGUCAAGGGCGGCAGAAGAAUCAGGGUACUCCGCUUGCCCAUGUUGAAGCAAUUAGAGUCUUUAUAUCUUUAUGGUCUUAUAGUUCUAUGUGUCUAUGACAAUGCAAUCCACAGUCUGUGGGGCCUUGACAAAACAUUACCAUUUCUACCGUUGAUGAUAACUUCUGUCUAUUGCGCAUUCGGAGUCAUAUAUGUGUGGCUUCGGUACUAUUAUUAUUUCUUAACAUUCAAUGUCAGUCAAGUUCCUACAUUGUGCACAGUUAACUUAGCAGAGAAGUAUAAGAAGACAACAUAGAUUAUGAGG